AAUCAUUAAAGCAUUCUCACUCAGCCUCCGGUUGCAGACACGAGAGUGCGUUUUUCACGCGGGUCUUGUGCGUGCAUGUUCCGCUAUAUUAAAAAGCGCGUGUUUUAGAAAUUGAGGCACGUCUACGUUUACCCAGCCACUGAAUCAGGCAGACAGUGUGUAUAACACGGGACUUUAACUCUCUGACGAACACAAUAACAAUGACAGAUGCAACAUGGCAACCCUGGGCAGACAACGUCCUCAUCCAGCCCAAAGGAAAUGCUGUGUUCCACGCCGCCAUAUUUGGCCUUGACGGGGCUCUAUGGGGCAGGAGUUCGAAUGACAAUCGGUGCCCGACCCCCCAGGAAGGUGUCGCCCUGGCUUACGUACUCUCCAGUAACGACAAACGAGAAGCGGCCCUUCAGAACGGAGUUCACUACUGUAACUGUAAAUUUAAUGUGAUAUUUGCGGAGAAUGGUGAGGUUAAAGCAGUGAAGGGAGCGAAGGAACAUUGUCCAGCAGAACUCCUGGUGGUCAAGCGAUGUAAAAUGUGUUUCGUUCUAGCUAUAGGGCACGGAGAAAAGCGAGGAGACGUGGUGGACUCUUUAUUUAAAACAGCCAAUAGUCUCACAGAUAUUGGCUAUUAAGCAACAUUGUUAUAUAAACAUGACGUCAUUAAAAAAGAGUGUAUGAAUGUUUACCACCCUGUCCACAGAACUGUUGAUACACGCGAGGGAUGUUGAGUCAUUUGUGAGCAAUUGCUGCGAUACGUUGUGUAAGGAAUGAUUGACAGGUCGUCGGGAAAUUGACAUCUUCCCGUGUAACAUUGAAUGGCUAGUUAAUAAACAACCGUUGACGAGGCUUUAACUGACAACAACUGUCUGAAGUUGUGCUGUAUAUCGAGGGAGUACAUUUGACGGAAUUGCAAUCGGUGACCAACGCACGUUCAGAAAAGACAAUAAUAUACUUCUUCGUGGAGUUAUAAAUAGAAACAUAAUUUGAACAUAUUUUUAUGUUCCGUUCCAUUUACAUUGAACUAACUUGGGUUGUAGUAUUACUUAACAUGGAACAUGCUUAAACCGCCUUCAUCUACAUAUGUGCGUUAAAUUAUAAUGCCACGUUAUUUUUAUCGUUCUCGUAACUUAUCUAUGGUGCUUAAAUGAUGUUUAUAUGUGCUUGCUAAUAUAUUUUGUCAAAUUAAAAUGAGGUAUUUAUAAUUCAAACAAU
This is a messenger RNA of Mizuhopecten yessoensis (Yesso scallop), 1206 nucleotides long. RefSeq lists its product as uncharacterized. Gene Ontology annotation, molecular function: actin binding. The transcript is spliced from 2 exons. The coding region runs from base 201 to 626 and encodes 141 amino acids. The record is from RefSeq and is a predicted model, not a curated record. Lineage: Eukaryota; Metazoa; Mollusca; Bivalvia; Pectinida; Pectinidae.